AACUCUCUUUUGCAUGGAACGAUUCUCAGCCUUCCAUUUUCAACCUGCCCACCGAGGUCUUUCUUUUCCCCGGCUCGACCUUCCUUCGCGCAACUGCCUUUCGCCCUCUAUCCACUCCUCUCUAAACGGAAACCACGUGGGUAACUCGACAAAAAGAAAAAAGUCCACCUGGAUUGUCUGCCCAAGCUCCACGACCUAAUUGCAACGAUGAGCCAACACACCGGCACCCGCCAAGAACCUGAAGAACCUACUGGAUCUGAAAGUACUCAGCCUCGCAGCAACCAGCAGGACAUGAGCUCCAGACUCUUCUCCAUCGGAGGCACAAAUAGCCAUCUUGUACGGAAUGCAGGGCGAAGUGCAAGGGGAAUGCCACCAACGUUCAGUCCUCAGCGACCGCAGCAGCAACGGGCGCAGCAGCCAUACGACUCUCCACAUGGUCAUCAGCACAAUCGGCACAGGGGCCCGCAUGUCCAACAGCAGUCUGCGCGAGGAUACUACGGAAAUCACCCGCGGGAUCCAUCGUGGAAGGCCCAGCCCGCACAUGCAACAUCGCGCGACCAUUUUCAGCAGCGGCAGCAGCAACCCAGACAUGCAGAUCAUACAUCGGCCCGUGCAUUUCAUCAUCAUCAUCAACCGCAGCAAGCGCGCCUUUCGGGCUCAUUUGUACAGGAUAUUCAAGAGAGGAGGCCACAGCAUGAGCGAGAUCCCCAGCAGGACGUCGAUGCUGAGGGUGCCCUGACAAAGAGACACAACAGGAGUACAGGAAUAAGGCGUAGCUGGGAUAGAAGUGUCAAUGGGACCGAGGCAACGUUCACCAUCAUGACAUACAAUUUGCUCGCAAACAGUUUGGUCCAGUGCAACAGACACCUCUAUCGGCACUGCAGACGUGCGGACCUGGAAUGGUCGAGCAGAAGCCGCGCUCUUUUAGCAGAGCUCGACGGACUUGAAUCACACACUCUUGACAUUUAUUGCUUUCAGGAACUGGAUGCAAAGGACUAUGAGUACCUCUUUAAGAAAAAGUUUGCUACAUGGGGAUAUGAGGGAGUUUUUAAAAAGCGCAACGGAUCCAAGCUGGACGGCUGUGCUCUGUUUUACCGCAAAGACAGAGUUCGUGCGCAGUCGAUAAAGACAGUCGACUACAAUCACAACAAGUUCAUCACUCGCGAAAACGUCGGGAUUGUUGCACUAUUUGAUAUUAUGCAAGAAGGAAAAGCGAAACGAAUAUGUGUGGCUACAACGCAUAUCUUGUUCGCACCCAAGCGCGGCAUGAUGAAGAUCGCUCAGCUUCGGAUGCUGCUGGAAGCGGCAAAGAGUCUUAUUGCUAAGGAGAACAUGGAUAUACCAAUCAUUCUGUGCGGGGAUCUGAAUUCUGUUCCACGGAGCGCUGUCAUCAAUUACCUGACAAAUGAGAGUAUCGAUGUGUCAACCAUGCCCGAAACUCAUCUGUCUGGACAGGUUUCAGGUUUAUUUCGACAGGGAAUAUGGGACAACAACAUUAAGCAGUUUCAUGAAGCGUUCGGUGAUACUCGCAGAUCCACCUCGAUUAGAAAAGUGAGCACCUCGGUCAAGAGUGCCAUAGUCGCCACUGGAGGUUUGCAUGCACCAUCUGCUCAUGACGCGGCAGAAGCAUCGAUAUCUACGGGCACGGUCCAAUCCAUUUUAACAUUGGGUAUCAAGGAGACCACGGAAAGCUCUCAAGUCGUUGUUUUAGGUUCUGAGGAGAUGCCAGAAUGUGGACCCGUUAUUUCUCAGCCGUUCCUGUUGGAGAGCGCGUACGACAUCAACAUACCAUCGCUUGACGCCAAAGACAGCAAUCGAGGAAAGACUGGACAGCUAUUCACGACAUUUCACUCGGGCGCCAAACUGAUCUGUGACUACAUCUUCUAUGGCCAUCUUCGGACUGCAGCGGGUUCUCAGAAUUUGCCCAAGCUGGAGCUUGUGGCAUGCUUGGAGUUGCCAUGUAGGGAGCUCGAAGGAGGGACGGGUCUUCCUACUGCCACGUUUGGAUCUGACCAUCUCUCCUUGGCAAGCAAGUUCCGAUUUACUGAUACUGCGCAUACCAAGUGAUGACUCUAGCAGCAAGUGCCCAAUCUACCGCUGUAUUUCCUUUCCAUAAUCUGAAUAUUCAUCGCGGUUGCAAAAAAUAAAUAAAUAUGUACUGUGCAGACAACGCUCAUUCAACACG
This is a messenger RNA of Gamsiella multidivaricata, 2185 nucleotides long. RefSeq names its product Endonuclease/exonuclease/phosphatase. Lineage: Eukaryota; Fungi; Mortierellomycota; Mortierellomycetes; Mortierellales; Mortierellaceae. Gene Ontology annotation, molecular function: 3'-5'-RNA exonuclease activity. Bases 208 to 2067 code for a protein of 619 amino acids. The transcript has 7 exons. The record is from RefSeq and is a predicted model, not a curated record.